Messenger RNA from Sarcophilus harrisii (Tasmanian devil), 3028 nucleotides. RefSeq names its product ectonucleoside triphosphate diphosphohydrolase 8 (gene ENTPD8). The transcript is spliced from 11 exons. Bases 330 to 1817 code for a protein of 495 amino acids. Lineage: Eukaryota; Metazoa; Chordata; Mammalia; Dasyuromorphia; Dasyuridae. Gene Ontology annotation, biological process: nucleoside diphosphate catabolic process. Gene Ontology annotation, cellular component: plasma membrane. Gene Ontology annotation, molecular function: UDP phosphatase activity; GDP phosphatase activity. The record is from RefSeq and is a predicted model, not a curated record.
GAGGAGACCGAUCACUGGGAUUAGAAUGAGCGUCGUAGCUGAUAAAGGAGCCAUCCUGAGCCAGGUCCUGUCCCAGACCCGGUCCGUGCCUGGCAAAUAUGUCCUCCAAGCUUCUAUGAAACCUUUUUACCUCUCCCACACAGCUUAGUCCAGGCGAUAAAGUCCACAGUAUCAUCUAUACAUCCAUCCAUCAGUCUGAAGGUAGAGGCAUUUUCAUUUGGCCUUUCCAGAGUUCUUUCUACAUCUGCAAGAUUUAGUGCAAGGAUUUAGCUUGAAUAACAGUGACUAAAGGGGAAAUUCUCUGGAGAAGACCAAGAUUCCAAGUGAAUAUGGGCAUCUCCUACAGAAAUGUAGUCUUCAGUAUCUUCCUGGGAGCCACAAUAAUAGCAGGAAUCAUUGCUCUCAUCGUCUUUCUUGUGGGUGGCUCAGACAUUGUCCUGUCUCCAGAAACCAAGUAUGGAAUGGUGUUUGAUGCUGGAUCCUCACACACAUCUCUCUACGUCUACAAGUGGCCAGCAAACAAAGAGAAUGACACCGGCAUCGUGAGCCAGGCUCUGUUCUGCAACGUGGAAGGACCAGGGAUUUCUCAUUACGUCAAUGACCCAGUGAAGGCUGGGGAGAGCCUGAGAGCUUGUAUGGAGAAGGCGUUGACCCUGAUCCCAGAAGACAGGCAUCAGGAGACUCCCACUUUCCUUGGGGCCACAGCAGGGAUGAGGCUUCUGAGAGAGAAGAAUAGUUCCCAGGCAGAUCGGAUCUUUGAAGAAAUCAGCAAGAUCCUGGCCCAGUUUCCGGUCAAUUUCCAGGGAGCCCAAAUCCUGACAGGAAAGGAUGAAGGCUCCUUUGGCUGGAUCACUGUUAACUACAUCCUGGGGACUCUGGUGAAGUAUUCUUUCUCAGGGGAGUGGAUCCAACCCCCUAUGGCUGAGAUGGUGGGAGCCCUAGACCUAGGUGGAGCUUCGACACAGAUCUCCUUCCUUCCACUUGACCCCAUUGCUGACCCAAGCACCCAGGGCACCUUCCGCCUCUAUGGAUUUAACUACAGCAUCUACACACACAGCUACCUGUGCUAUGGGCAGAACCAGAUGCAGAAACGCCUCCUGGCACAUUUGGUGCAGAUCAGACCUUCUGAAGUGGUCCGCAACCCAUGCUACCAUGGUGGAUAUGAAGAUAUGACAUCUCUGGCUGACCUGUAUGACACACCUUGUGUCCAGAACUCCCAGAACUUUGGUCCCAUGCAGAACAUCAGGGUGGAGGGAACAGGAAACCCAGAAGCUUGUUACUCUGCUAUCUAUAGUCUUUUCAACUUCUCCACCUGUCAGGGCCAGAAAGACUGUGCCUUUGAUGGCAUCUACCAGCCUCAAGAGCAUGGCCAAUUCUAUGCAUUUUCUGGAUUCUAUUACACUUUCCACUUCUUGAAUCUCACGGAUGGCCAGUCUUUAUACACUGUGAAUAGGACCAUUUGGGAAUUCUGCCAAAAGCCCUGGAAACAGGUGGAGGCUAGCUACCCUGGGCAGAAACAAAGGCUACCCACCUAUUGUACUAAUGCCAUGUACAUCCUCAUCCUCCUGACCAAAGGCUACAAAUUUGAUGAUGCAACCUGGGACAACAUCCACUUCCGCAGACAGGCUGCAGGUACAGACAUUGGCUGGAGCCUGGGCUACAUGCUGAAUAUGACCAACAUGAUCCCGGCUGAGGCGCCAGUCAUUCAGAUGACAGAAAGUUAUGGUGUCUGGAUUGCUGGUAUCUUCUUUAUUGUCCUGGCCAUUUUAAUGAGCAUUAUUUCUGGAGUCAUCUACUAUUUUUGGAGCCCUGACUAGGUCUCAGACUUAAGUCACUGUGAAUACCUUUGGGGUGGGGCCAGAGGAGCCUGAUUCUGAGCUUCUGAUCAACUAAAAGACUCGUUUAUUUAACUCAUGGGGGAAUCCAUUUCAUGUCAGCCUGGGGACCUCAAAGUCUAUGGCAGGGAACUUCUGUUUCUGACAAGUUUUUGAGGUUCCUUUUAAGUAUGUGGACUAUUAUAUUAUAUGUAUGUUUUCUGUGGGUAAUUCUGGGCCUCAUUCAGCUCUCUGGAAGGGCCUAGGCUUGGGGUGAUAUUUGGGCAUUGAGGGAGAGUGACAGUCUAGGGGCUGAAGUUCGGGUGUGGGAGUGUGUCAGUUGAGAGGGAGAGGACUGGGAGAAGAGGAGAGACAGCAAGGUAUAAUGAACAAAGAACUUGAUUGAAGAUUUAAGAUACCCAAACCUAGUGCUGCCUCUGCAAACAGCUAGUUGUAUGACCAGGACAAGCAAUUUCCUUUUUUGGAACCUCAGUUUUUUAUCUGUAAAAUAAGGCAGGGGAAGGGUGCAGACCAGAUCAUUGAGGGUCUCUUCCUGUUCUGCAGUUAUAUGAAAAUGACAGAAUGAUUGAGGGAGCUCUAAUUUUUUCAGAAAGGGAUUUGGGGGAUGCCUAAGGAUGACAUCCAAGUGUCUCUGGAAUGAGCACUCAUAUUGUUAAAGGUGAACUCAGAUCACCCAAGAUAGGAAAAGUAGCUUCAACAGUUCCAAGCCUGAAGUUCACCUCAGGCUUCUCUAGGCUGAAGAUUUUUGCAUUUGUUCUUCUCUCCAUCUGGAUAUGGUUACCUUGUUCUAUAAAACUUGAUCCUCCUCCUUCCCUCUCACUCCUCAAAUCCUAGCCUCUUAAUCCUCAUCCUACAUACUUUUAUGUUGAUUUUUGCAUAUUGUCUUCCCCAUAGACUGUGAGCUCCUUGAGAGCAGGGACUGUCUUGUUGUAUCAUCAGCACUCAACACAGUGCCUAACACAUAGUGAGUGCUUAAUAAAUGCUUUUUGAUUGAUUAGGGACCUUAUUGAUCACUCAAACCUUCAAACCUGAGCAGCUUCAUUCUGCCUAUAGUUUCAGAGGCAUAGCUCUCACCCUAGGGUCCAAAGCCUAAGCCUGUAACCCUGAAGAGUAUUCCAGGGAUACCUUCCUCUGGAUCCCUCAAAGUUUUGGGAAAUGUGCUGUUACUUUUAUUAAAAUUGCACUUAUCCACA